AUGUCGAUGACAUUUAUACGUAGAAAUAAUGAUGUUGCGAUCGAGAUGAAAAACUACUCGACUCAGGAUGAAAAACUGUUCAAAGUUAGCACGUUGGAUCGCGCGGUUCAUGGAAUUAAUAAUAAUAAUACUUUGAGAACAUUGAGAAUUAAUUCUGACAGUUUUCAGUGGAAACUCAAUUCGGAUAUUGUGAUGGAAGCGGUUGCUUGA
This is a messenger RNA of Clunio marinus, 210 nucleotides long. NCBI's taxonomy places the organism in Eukaryota, Metazoa, Arthropoda, Insecta, Diptera, Chironomidae. The record is from the annotation of a GenBank genome assembly.